Coregonus clupeaformis (lake whitefish) is the source of this 469-nucleotide messenger RNA. RefSeq names its product phosphatidylinositol 3-kinase regulatory subunit gamma-like. The record is from RefSeq and is a predicted model, not a curated record. NCBI's taxonomy places the organism in Eukaryota, Metazoa, Chordata, Actinopteri, Salmoniformes, Salmonidae. Gene Ontology annotation, biological process: phosphatidylinositol phosphate biosynthetic process; insulin receptor signaling pathway. The coding region runs from base 101 to 469 and encodes 122 amino acids. The transcript is spliced from 2 exons. Gene Ontology annotation, molecular function: 1-phosphatidylinositol-3-kinase regulator activity. Gene Ontology annotation, cellular component: phosphatidylinositol 3-kinase complex.
CUUCAGCCCUCUGCUGCUCACCGCUGGGUCAGAAGAAGAUCGUCAGGUUUCUGCCCAGGUGCAGGAGAGACUGCCUCCCAAGCCUUCCAAAACCAAAGCCAUGGCAUCCUCUGUGAUCAAUGGAGACGGCAGCAAGAUGGCUGAUGCAGAGUGGUACUGGGGAGACAUUUCCAGAGAGGAGGUGAAUGAGAAGAUGAGAGACACUCCGGAUGGGACUUUCUUGGUCCGAGACGCCUCAAGCAAGGUGCAAGGAGAAUACACAUUGACUCUCAGGAAAGGCGGCAAGUACGGCUUCUCUGAGCCGCUGACCUUUUCCUCUGUGGCGGAGCUCAUCCUGCAUUAUCACCAGGAGUCGCUGGCCCAGUACAACCCCAAGCUGGACUCACGGCUACUGUAUCCCGUCUCCAAAUAUCAGCAGGACCAGGUGGUGAAAGAAGACUGCACAUUGAUCUGCUCCACGUUGAUCUGA